CGUUUCCACCAUGUUUAUACGUUUACGCGUAUAAUCAUAUAUCGUAUGCCGUUCUGGCAAAACCGAACAGAUUUACCAGCCAAGACUUUAUACUUUUUAAUUCGCUCGAGCACACACGUUCGCAUUCUAGGAGAUAAUUGAACAUCGCAUCUGAUUCCGAACUAACUGCGAAUCAUAAAGCGGAGAGCAGAUCAUACCUGUUGGGAAUCGUGUAUAAAGAAAUGCCAGACAGACUAUACGUCGGAACCAUGUGACAAGAAAUGUAAUCACUGUUUGAAGAAAACAAGGCAUAAGGUUCAAGUAAUCACAGAAUAUGAAAAUGAAUGCAUCCAUGGGAAUUGCAGCGUACCUAAAAAUGGCGAUCAUUUAGGAACCACUAAUAUUACCACGAAGAUUGACAUUCAUAACGUUAUUAACAAUAACGCAAGUGUAAUAAGUGGAACAAGUAAUGGAAUGUGUUGUCCUACAUGUAAUCCACCAAUUCCAUGUAUGCAACCUGGGCACCCUGGGCACCCUGGGCACCCUGGGCACCCUGGGCAACCUGGGCAACCUGGGCAACCUGAACAACCUGGACAACCGUGUGGUCCUCCACACAUAUGUGGUCAGCCACCGCAACAACUACCUUUUCAGCUAUCGUUGGUACCGCAGCUAUCUUUGGGAUUGGGUCUUUCAUUAGGUACUGGAUGUCAAUGGCCUUUCCAAUGGCCUUGCUUCGGCCAAAACUGGACAGGUUCAAAACCAGUGGGACCAAUUGACUGCUCGGGUUGUGCACACUCGUACAGUUCUUUUAGAUGUGACGUGUCUUGUUAUGCGACACGGGGUGCACAAACUCUUAAUUCCAAGCCUUGUGUGAGUCCAUAUUGUGUGGGUGGUGUCCACUGAUGAAAAAUUCAAUAUUUUAUACAAGGCUAUAAGAUUUAUAUGAACUAAAAUAUAGAAUCUGAAAUAUACUUACAUUAAUUUGUCGUUUCUAUUCUCGAAUUUAGAUAUUAUAAUAAAAUUGUUCUAUAAAUAUUAUAUGAAUUAAUUUAGUCUAUAAAAAGAAAGUAUCUUCUGAUAUAUGGUAUAAUAAAACUGUUAUGUUUAACUUAUGUUAAAUUAG
Molecule: messenger RNA, 1102 nt
Organism: Heterotrigona itama
Lineage: Eukaryota; Metazoa; Arthropoda; Insecta; Hymenoptera; Apidae
Source: the annotation of a GenBank genome assembly